AUGAAGGGGAAACUGUAUUCCAAGAGUAAGGACAAGGAACAUGAGAAGUACGGAGGAGGGGGGAGCUCCCAAAAUAUGAAUGCCCUUAAGAGGCUAUCCUCCAAAGUCCUCGGGGAUUCAAUUAAUAAUUUCGAUUUAAGUAAGACUUUGGAUAAGAUAGACGAGCAUGUAAAGCAGUACCCCUUUUUAGAUGACCUGGGGAAGAAAUAUGGCAUCAAGCCGUCCUACGUCAUUGUGGGUAUGUCGGGGUUUCUCUUCCUCUCGCUCAUCUUCGGUUGGGGGGCGGCCCUGAUUUGCAACGUCGUUGGUUUUGCCUACCCAGCCUACCAAUCAUUCAAAGCAGUCGAGUCGCAAAGCAAAGACGAAACGAAGUUGUGGCUGACCUACUGGGUGGUCUACUCACUCUUCUUUUUUUUCGAGUACCUAAUCGAUAUUAUUUUAUUCUGGGUCCCCUUUUAUUAUUUACUGAAGCUCCUAUUCCUCCUCUACCUGUACAUGCCUCAAGUGAGGGGAGCAGAAACGGUCUAUAAUUACAUCAUACGUCCUAUCCUGCUGAAGCACGAGAAGGCAAUAGACGAUACUGUUCAGAAGAUUAGCCAAACUGCUACUAGCCACUUAACACAGAUUACGGGCAACCUGACGGAGAAGCUCGUGCAGGAUGGGGUUCGCCGGAGAAACGUGUGA
This is a messenger RNA of Plasmodium cynomolgi strain B, 684 nucleotides long. RefSeq names its product HVA22/TB2/DP1 family protein. The record is from RefSeq and is a predicted model, not a curated record. The coding region runs from base 1 to 684 and encodes 227 amino acids. The transcript is spliced from 2 exons. Lineage: Eukaryota; Apicomplexa; Aconoidasida; Haemosporida; Plasmodiidae.